AUGGCGCCUGCUCCAUGCCCAACCAUUUUGGCCGCAAAUCCGCCACGUUCUUCCUCUCCCAAGGUUUCUCCAGUGACUUCACCGGCACCGUCAACUGAUGUGUCUUCUCCUCCGGUUCAGUCCCUGGAUAAUUCUCCUUCACCGGCUUACACUCCGAGUGCUGCUACACCAGUCCCGGUGGGUGCUUCCGCAUCUGUUCCAGCCGUUACUCCGGCAGUGGCUAACGGCCCGGCACCAGAAGCGCAUGCGAGUAUCCCGUCAAGUUCUGGGACACCCACAGAGGCCCCUGAAGUUUCCAAGUCGAAUGGUAGCCCACCAAGUCCGCCGGUGGGGAGUUUGGCACCGGAGGCAGCAGAGGCUCCAACGGCUGUUAAAAAUUCGGUUUCAAAGUCCAUUUAUGAAGUUCGGGUCAUUCUGAGUGGGCUAGCUAUUGGGCUAUCGUUGGCUCUUUAG
Tripterygium wilfordii is the source of this 453-nucleotide messenger RNA. Its product is annotated as arabinogalactan protein 1-like. The transcript has a single exon. The record is from RefSeq and is a predicted model, not a curated record. Lineage: Eukaryota; Viridiplantae; Streptophyta; Magnoliopsida; Celastrales; Celastraceae. The coding region runs from base 1 to 453 and encodes 150 amino acids.